CCUCUACCCGGCACAACACCUCAGCUUGACAGGCGACGAUCGACACCAUGUCGUUCUCACAGUCGUACAAGGCUGCUGCCUCCCUGCACUCGACCUCCCCGCCCAUCCGUCCCUCAGUGCCCGUACACGCCAUGCCCACGGUCGCUUUGGUCCUCCUCCUCGCAACUUUCUUUGGCGCUUUCUUCUUCACUACCUUGCCGAAACGUGGCGCCCUCCCCUCGGAGCUGGCUGUCGCUAUCGCUACAUCGAUCUGCGCUGGUGGCGGUGUCGUGGCGCUUUUCAAUGCUGUCGGAGUGUAUGUGUAGAGAGAAGAGGGUGAGACGGUGAGCCGGUGAGGAGACUAACGCGCAGGGAGGACGGAUACCACACAAGGAGAGGAGCCGAUGAGCAGCGAGAGAUUGGGAGAGGAGUGGUUUGGGCAGUGGUGUGCAAUUUGAGAAGGACAGGGUGGCCCAGAUCGAGGCCACUGAUAGACAAGGUCAGUUGCACAGGCAGGCAGGCUCACUGUCGUGAUGCCUCGAUGCUGGGGUCGAGAGGCAUAUCUGUACAUUAUAUGAAUCACACAAGGCCCCAGUGGCCUCUAUUCGAGACGAGAUGUCAGAGCUGGGUCGACGGACAUCGAC
This is a messenger RNA of Jaminaea rosea, 623 nucleotides long. RefSeq lists its product as hypothetical. The record is from RefSeq and is a predicted model, not a curated record. The transcript is spliced from 3 exons. Gene Ontology annotation, biological process: protein N-linked glycosylation. Lineage: Eukaryota; Fungi; Basidiomycota; Exobasidiomycetes; Microstromatales. The coding region runs from base 48 to 305 and encodes 85 amino acids.